Messenger RNA from Aethalodelphis obliquidens (Pacific white-sided dolphin), 1672 nucleotides. RefSeq names its product farnesyltransferase, CAAX box, subunit alpha (gene FNTA). Gene Ontology annotation, cellular component: protein farnesyltransferase complex; cytoplasm; CAAX-protein geranylgeranyltransferase complex. Gene Ontology annotation, biological process: protein farnesylation; protein geranylgeranylation. Gene Ontology annotation, molecular function: protein farnesyltransferase activity; CAAX-protein geranylgeranyltransferase activity. Bases 44 to 1159 code for a protein of 371 amino acids. The transcript has 9 exons. The record is from RefSeq and is a predicted model, not a curated record. Lineage: Eukaryota; Metazoa; Chordata; Mammalia; Artiodactyla; Delphinidae.
GGGCGGGGCCUCCGGCACCUCCUCCGCUGGGAGCCGAGGAGAGAUGGCGGCCGCCGACGGCGUCGGGGAGGCUGCGCAGGGCGGGGAGCCAGGUCAGCCGGAGCCGCCGCCGCCCCAGCCGCAUCCCCCUCCGCCCCAGCUGCCGCAAGAAGAGGCGGCGGCGUCCCCUAUGGACGACGGGUUCCUGAGCCUGGACUCGCCAACCUAUGUCCUGUACAGGGACAGAGCAGAAUGGGCUGAUAUAGAUCCAGUGCCGCAGAAUGAUGGCCCCAAUCCAGUGGUCCAGAUCAUCUAUAGUGAAAAAUUUCAGGAUGUUUAUGAUUAUUUCCGGGCUGUCCUGCAGCGUGACGAGAGAAGUGAACGAGCUUUUAAACUAACCAGAGAUGCUAUCGAGUUAAAUGCAGCCAAUUACACAGUGUGGCAUUUUCGGAGAGUUCUCUUAAAGUCACUUCAAAAGGAUCUACAUGAGGAAAUGAACUACAUCACGGCAAUAAUUGAGGAACAGCCCAAAAACUAUCAAGUUUGGCAUCAUAGGCGAGUGCUAGUGGAAUGGCUGAGAGACCCAUCUCAGGAGCUUGAGUUUAUUGCUGAUAUUCUUAAUCAGGAUGCAAAGAAUUAUCACGCCUGGCAACAUCGACAAUGGGUUAUUCAGGAAUUUAAACUUUGGGAUAAUGAGCUGCAUUAUGUAGACCAACUUCUCAAAGAGGAUGUGAGAAAUAACUCUGUCUGGAACCAAAGAUACUUCGUAAUUUCUAACACCAUGGGCUACAAUGAUCGUGCUGUAUUGGAGAGAGAAGUCCAGUACACUCUGGAAAUGAUCAAACUAGUACCACAUAAUGAAAGUGCUUGGAACUAUUUGAAAGGGAUUUUGCAGGAUCGUGGUCUUUCCAAGUAUCCCAACCUGUUAAAUCAAUUACUUGAUUUACAACCAAGCCACAGCUCCCCCUACCUGACUGCCUUUCUCGUGGACAUCUAUGAAGACAUGCUAGAAAACCAAUGUGGCAACAAGGCAGACAUUCUUAAUAAAGCAUUAGAGUUAUGUGAAAUCCUAGCUAAAGAAAAGGACACUAUAAGAAAGGAAUAUUGGAGAUAUAUUGGAAGAUCCCUUCAAAGCAAACACAGCACAGAAAGUGACUCACCUACAAAUGUACAGCAAUAACACCAUCUAGAAGAACUUGAUGGGAUGCUUUUAUUUUUCUAAGAGACUCUAACGCAGGAGUUAAAAACCAGAGCGAUCAUCCCCUUUGCCUGUGGUGUGAAAUGUACAUUACACGGGCACUGCUUUUUAACAUGAACCCAGUGUGAUGCUCCUGGGGUGCUAAUGCUGUUCAGACUGGUUCUGAGUGAUUUGAUUCUUGUUAAGCAGAGUGAUUCAGGGGAGGGAGGAGAAACAGGAAGUCCCCAGAGGAACUUGGUAGCCUUUCAGCAUUCACUGUAACCCCUUAGCAGCAACUGCCCUAAACGGUGUAUAUGUCAGGAUUUGCAGCGUUAAUGUUUGCAGGCAACGCGUAUGUGAAGGAUGUGAGUCACUUACAUUUCAGUUCAGAAAGCAGGGAGUGCAGUUGUUACAUUAGAGCUGCUCUGCCACACUCACAGUAUCUUGCUAUCACUGUAACCAACUAAUGCCAAAAGAAUGGUUUUGUAAUAAAAUUAUAGCUGUAUCCUAAAACAA